This is a messenger RNA of Metschnikowia bicuspidata var. bicuspidata NRRL YB-4993, 3717 nucleotides long. It is a transcript of the gene SMC1, whose product is annotated as cohesin subunit. The transcript has a single exon. Gene Ontology annotation, molecular function: DNA binding; protein binding; ATP binding. Gene Ontology annotation, cellular component: chromosome; cohesin complex; nucleus. Bases 1 to 3717 code for a protein of 1238 amino acids. The record is from RefSeq and is a predicted model, not a curated record. Gene Ontology annotation, biological process: sister chromatid cohesion. Lineage: Eukaryota; Fungi; Ascomycota; Pichiomycetes; Serinales; Metschnikowiaceae.
AUGGGCCGUCUAGUUGGGCUUGAGCUCCACAAUUUCAAGUCGUAUAAAGGCACGGCGAAAAUCGGGUUUGGUGACGCGUCUUUCACGUCCAUUAUAGGCCCCAAUGGCGCUGGGAAAUCCAACAUGAUGGAUGCCAUUUCGUUUGUUUUGGGCGUGCAGUCAUCGCAUCUAAGAUCGCACCAGCUCAAGGACCUUAUUUAUCGUGGCCGCAUCGAUGGCACCGACAAUUUGGCGCCGUCUCUGAAAGCCAAAUCGGCGUAUGUAUGUGCGUUUUACGAGAAGGACUCGGGGGAGAUGCUCACACUCAAGCGGGUGAUAAAUUCAAGCGGAAGCUCGGAUUAUAGGCUCAACGAUAAAAACGUGACUGCCUUGCAGUACUCUAUGGCGCUAAGAGCAGAAAACAUCUUGGUGAAGGCACGUAACUUUUUGGUGUUCCAAGGGGAUAUCGAGAACGUUGCGUCCCAGUCGGCAAAGGAUUUGGCGAAUUUGAUCGAAACCAUCAGUGGCUCUAUUGAGUACGCCGCUGAGUAUGAUCAGUUGAAGGAAGAUCUGGAGCGUGCACGUGAGGUUGCCACCCAGGUCUUCUCUCGCAAGAGGACCUUGAACUCCGAAUCCAAACAGUAUAAAGAGCAAAUGCGUGAGCAAGACUUAUUUGAGUCUAAGUUAAAUGAGAAGUACAGCCUCAUCAAGAUUUUGCACCUCUACCGGAUCUUCCAUAACCAAAAACGUCAUUAUAUGCUUGUGGCGGACCUGAGAAGAAUUUCUGAUAAGCUUGACGAAGUAAAAGCACAGCACUCCGCGAAAAUUGCUGCUCAAAAGUCGACGGUAGCGGAAGUUUCAAAAGCCACUCUUGCAAGCAAAAAACUUGAGGCGGAGAAAAAUGAAAAGGCAAAUGCUGCCGAAACCGUCAGAAGAGCGCUCCUUCCCAUCGCUUCGAGUAAAAGAUCUCUAGAGUCCAGUAUCACCCUGGCGUCUUUGAAGCUCCGGGAUCUACAGACCGACCUUCAGAAUCUCCAGGAUUUGAAGGAAGCCGGGGAGCAACGUUUGUCGACCGCCGAGUCUGAUUUGGCUCAGUUUGAAAAGGAAGUACAGGAAUCCUCAGAUAGUAUCAAUAUACCUCCAGGGGGGGUGGCAGAGUAUGAGGCUUUGCAUCAGAAAUUUUUGGCAAAUUCAGGUUCAUCGAUGUUAGAAAAGCUUACAAUGUUGAGCAGCGACAAGGAAUCUCUAGUAUCUUCCAUGCAGAAUUAUACAGAUCAGAAGAACGAUGCAACCACUCGAAUCUCUGAGCUUGAGAGCGAAAUUCGCAGCAACUUCGUGUCAACCCUUUCUCAAACUAAGUCUAAGCUUGAUGAUCUUAUCGGCGAGAGAGUGAUCAAGAUAAAAGAAAAAGAAGACGUAACAGACAAGUUAAAGGAAAUAUCAUACCGCGAGCUAGACUUGACCACGAAAAUUAACCGUGCUUCAACCCGUCUAGAUGAGUUAUCGUCUCAACAAAACGAGUCAAACAAACAGAAGAAGCUACGUGAUAACGUGUCCAUGCUACGAAACUUAGUAAAAGAAGGAUCAAUCAAGGGUCUCAUGUACGAACUUGUUCGUUGCUCGCAGCAGAAAUAUGAUUUGGCACUCCAAACUUCUCUUGGCCGCAACUUCGAUUCCAUUGUUGUUGAGAGUACCGCCGUGGCAUACAAGUGCAUCGAGAUAUUGAAAGAGCGCCGUGCUGGAACAGCUACUUUCAUUCCAUUGGACUCCGUCGUCACUGAUCAAAUCAAUUUGAACUACCUCCGUUCGCUUGACGAGGGCGCACGUCCAGCGCUCGAUGUGGUGAAAUAUGAUGACCAAUCUCUUGAAAGAGCUGUACAGUUUGCUUUGGGCAACACAAUCAUUGUCGAUGAAUUGGAUAUCGCGCGUGACUUAAAAUGGAACCUGUCACAUCAAGUGGGUAACAAAAUGGUUGCAUUGGAUGGCUCCAUCAUUCAUACUUCUGGUCUCAUGUCUGGAGGACAACAGGCAAAAUCAGGAAAUGCUCUUACUUGGAGUAAACAAGAAUGGCUGAGGUUGAAGAAGGAAAAGGAAGAACUUAGUGAAAAUCUUGCGAAACUCCAGUCCGAGAAACCAAGUGCAUUUUAUUUAAACGACAUUGUGGACGAAAUUCGUCUCAUAGAUGAGGAGAUUCCCAGCUUGAAAAGUAAAAUUGUCAGUCUUGAAAGAGAAAUAUCCGAAAGGAAUCAUGAAAUCUCUUUCCAGAAAGAGAUGAUCACUGAAAUUGAGACAAAAGAAGAAAAUACUCAGAGAUCGUUGACCAAUAUGAACCAUCAACUUUUGGAAGUUCAGAGUGAAAUUACUGGACUCCAAGUCAAGAUUUAUUUCGAAUUUUGUCAGAAGUAUAACCUCGAAAGCAUCAGUCAAUACGAGUUCUUCUUGGGUACUGAAAUACGGGCGCGUGCAAGAAAAAGAGCAGAAUUGCAAAGAGUUGUCUCUGUUUGCAAGAACCGCUUGUCAUUUCAAAUCGAAAGCAUAGAUGAUAUGGAAAUCAGAAUUCAACGCCUAAUUGAUUCUCAAUCACGAAUUCAAUCUGAUCUACAGAGAGUUAAUGACAAUCUUUCUCAUCAAACAGAGAUGAUGGAAGAAUUGGAGAAGGAUUUCGAACAACUUACUCAAGAGAGUGAAGCAUCAAGAGCUCAGCUAAGUAAGCUUAUGAGGGAAAGCAACAGUUUAGUAGAGGAUAUGGAAGAGGAUAAAUUGGAGAUUAAGACACUAAGCGAAGAGUUGGCCAGCUGCAAAGAGUUUCUUUUGAAGGUUGACACAGAAAGGAUCAACAUGCUCAAGAAUUGCAAAAUCGAAAGUGUCGAUCUUCCGCUAGAAGAAGGCUUCUUGGAAUCGAUUUCUCUCGACGAUGAACCGGGGAACGUUUCAGUGAAGGCAUAUCUGAUUCACGUUGAUUACGGAUUGCUUGAAUUAAAGCUCCAGGAAAGCUUUUCGCCCAAAGUUGAGGCUGAGAUAACUGUGAAGCUUGAUAAUAUCCAGACGGAGCUCGAAGUUCUCACUCCGAAUAGCAAAGCAAUUGAGAGAUUGAAAGAGGUAGAUCAGAGAAUCAAAGAGUUUGACAGAGAAUUCACUAAGGCAAGACAAGAUGAAAAACGCUCAACAACGAAAUUCAACGAGAUAAAGGCUCUAAGAACUCAACGUUUCAUGGAAGCGUUUACCCAUAUAUCGGAAAACAUCGAUAGGGUGUACAAAGAGCUCACAAAGUCCAGCACAUCCCCCAUUGGAGGCUCCGCAGACUUAACCUUAGAAGACGAAGAUGAACCAUAUGCUGCAGGAAUCAGAUAUCACGCCAUGCCGCCAAUGAAGAGGUUCCGGGAUAUGGACUUGCUCUCAGGAGGAGAAAAAACCAUGGCGGCUUUGUCACUCUUGUUUGCCAUACAUUCUUUCCAUCCCUCACCUUUUUUUGUCUUAGACGAAAUUGAUGCUGCUCUUGACAAUCUGAACGUCGACAAGAUUGCAAACUACAUUAAAAGGCAUGCUGGUCCGGGCUUUCAGUUCAUUGUCAUCUCGUUGAAAAGCUCUUUGUUUGAGAACUCAGAUGCUUUGAUUGGAAUCUACAGAGAGCAGAGAGAAAACAGUUCACGCACCAUUUCGCUUGACUUGAGAAGGUAUAGUGACGAGCCCCAUGAAAUUGAGUUACAACCAGAAGGGCCAGCGUUAGCCUCUUCAUGA